Messenger RNA from Diversispora eburnea, 1365 nucleotides. NCBI's taxonomy places the organism in Eukaryota, Fungi, Glomeromycota, Glomeromycetes, Diversisporales, Diversisporaceae. The record is from the annotation of a GenBank genome assembly.
AUGUCUCCAAAUCACAAUUUACUGAUAAUGAACGAAAAUACUCAUGAAAUUAGAAUGGAAGAUUAUGACAUAAAUCCCAUAACUGGGUUUCUUCCCCUUAUGCCUCCUCUAAGGACUCUUCCUGAUGAAUAUUACGAACCUUGGGAAUUUAUAAUAGAAAAUUUUCAUGAAUUGAUGCUAGCAGGAAGAUUCAGAACUUCCGUUGAUAAUAUGCCUCUCUUGACUGUUGACCGUCUUAAAACACCAGCCGAAUAUCAUCGAGCAUUCUUGGUGUUAUCUUUCCUAUCACACGGAUAUGUGUGGGGAAACAUGAAUGAUAUAUCUGACGUGAUAUCAGAUUAUCUUGGAGUUGCACCUGUCGCUAAUCAUGCAGCUGUUGUAUUAUGGAAUUGGCGACUUAUUUUUCCUGAUGAACCAUUCAGACAUGGAGGAAGUGCAUUAUCCUCUAUAAUUUCUGCCGUCAAUGCUUCUAAUGUUGGAAAUAAUAAUCAAUUACUUAAAUCUCUUAAAGGAAUUAGCUCAAUUAUUGAAAGUAUUAAUUUAACUCUACAAAGAAUGUAUGAAAAAUGUGAUCCUUAUGUCUUUUAUUGGAAAGUACGACCUUAUCUUUCUGGAUGGGAAAAUGAAGAUCGAUUACCAGAUGGUUUAAUUUAUGAAGGAGUAGACGGUAAUGAUAAACAUGGAAAUCCUAUUUAUCGAAAAUAUAUAGGAGGUAGUGCUGGUCAAAGUGCAUUAAUUCAAGCAUUGGACAUUCUACUUCAAAUUGAACAUUUUUCUACUUGUUUUAUUAAACCGAAAGUUAAUAAAGUCGAUGAAGUAAAUGUCGAUAAAGUAAAUAAAGAUAAUGGUGUCAAUAAAGAUAAUGGAGUAAAUGGAAGCAAUAAAGUUAAUGGAUUCAAUAAAGUUAAUGGAUGCAAUAAUAGUGGCGAUCAAUCAUCACGCGAAGGGCAAUAUCAUAUGGGAAAUGAAUAUAAUAAAGCACCCCAAGUCAAUAUAUAUCUUGCUAAAAUAGCUAACAUUCGUAAUUACAUUAUUUCGAAUAUUGGUUAUGAUUCAGGCGAAGAUGAAGAAAUCAAUAAUUUAAUUAAAGCGUAUAACGAAUGUCUGGUUCAAAUGAAGAAUUUUAGAAGUUUACAUUUACAAAUUGUUUCCGUUUAUAUAGUAAUUCAAGCAAAUCGAAAUAAAACUGUUCUUCCGAUUAAAAAAGAAAUUAUCACAAAAAAUCAUACAACGGAACCCAUUAAAAUUACUAAACCUUCUGUUAUGGAUUCAAUUAAAGGCACUGGGGGGACGAAUUUGAUCCCAUUCUUAAAGCAAAUGAGAGAUGAAACAAUAGCUCAAGAAAUUCCGAAUAAAUAUAAUUAG